Dictyostelium purpureum is the source of this 3209-nucleotide messenger RNA. RefSeq lists its product as uncharacterized. NCBI's taxonomy places the organism in Eukaryota, Evosea, Eumycetozoa, Dictyosteliales, Dictyosteliaceae. The transcript is spliced from 3 exons. The coding region runs from base 1 to 3114 and encodes 1037 amino acids. Gene Ontology annotation, molecular function: protein binding. The record is from RefSeq and is a predicted model, not a curated record.
AUGAUAAAAAAAAAUAAAGAUAAUAAAAAACAACAGCAACAACAACAACAACCAUCAAAUAAUAUAACAACAGAAACAACAGAAACAACAGAAACAACAACAACAACAACAACAACAAAUAAUAUUAAAACUAAAGAAUUUAAAUUUUUAGAAUUUGAAGAUAAAAUUAGAACAUCAAUAAAAAAUAACUCUUUUAAAGAUAUUACAUUAUUUCCAAAUUCAAAUAAAAAAAGAGAAACUAAAGUAUUAUCAUCAUUUUCAAAUUUAAGUAAUAGUACUCCAUUCAAGAGCCAAAUAUUUAAAAUUUUUGAAAACUCAUGGCAAUUAUUAUUAAUACCACAACACAAGAUUCCAAAGGAUAAUAAUCAAUGGCUUUCUAUAUAUUUAAUUUCAAAUGACUCAAAAGAUUUUAAUAAGAAUUUAAAAGUUGAUUUCUCCAUUGGACUGUAUAGCUAUAAAAAAGGGAAACCCCAUGUGAAAUCAAGAUCAUUCGAAUUUACAAAAAACAAACCAUACUCUGGAUUUACUGAUUUUAUACAUCAAAAUGAAGUUGAUGAUCUAGAAGAAUUUUACAGACCAAGUACACCAGCAUAUUAUUACUCUAUUAUAAUUACAAUUGAUAAAGUAAUUGAAGGAACUCCAUCGCCAGAAAGAAAUGAUAUAUUGAAACCAUAUAAGGCUGUUAAUGACCUAUUAGAAAAGGUGUCAACUCAUCCGGAACAAAUAAACUAUUAUAGAUCAUUAAUAUUAACACUGUACUUUAUACCAAUGUUUAGAGAAGAGAUUCUAAGAGCAGAGUUGAAGGAACCUGCCACAAUAUUUUAUCAAUUACAACGUUUAUUCUUUUUCUUUAUCAAUCAUAACGAAGUGCAAGAUUAUAACUUCUACAAGUCGGUCAAAUACUUUGUAAAUUCAAACCUUUUUAAUAGGUUUGAAUUUUCUAAAAUUUUAGAAAAAACAGUGGCCGAAAUAUCAGAAAAAUCCAAAGUUGUUGAAUCUAUAAUCCCUCUUUCUCAAGACCAAAUUAAAUCAUUUCAAAGUCGUUUCACCUAUAAGGAAAAUCAAAUAGAUAAGGAAGAAUUCGAGAAACACGAUAAUUUUCAAGUAUUUGAUGAAAACCAGAACCCAUCUGUUACAAGUUUGCACGGAAAUAAUGAACGAAUUACACCUGGGAAAACAAAAAUAAAUUCAUCAUUUAUGAAAAUCUAUGAAAAAGAUGCGACCACACUAUCCCUACCACUCAUUUUAAGUAUCCCAUAUGGCAUAACGUGUACCAGUCCAGCAGGAUUUGAAGAGAAACUAGUAGAAUAUAAUAAACUUACCAAAGAAUCUUUACAAAAUAUGCUUUUUAUAUCAACUGCAAGUAAAUCAUUAGAUUUGACUACUGCCCUACCAUCGAACAGUGAUUCGAUCUACAACAGAUUUCCAACAUUUAAGUUCCCAGAAGAGUUUACAAUUCUAAAAGAUAGGAGGUAUGUUUUAUACAGCGUUUGGUCAUACGAUAAACAUGAGUCAAAAGAAACAGAUAACAACCCAACAAUAAAUGGAACCCAUGUUACCUAUCUUCGUGACUUUUCAAAUAAAACCUGGAUUAAAAUGAAAUCAGAUUCUGUGGAAGAAGUCUCAUUCAACUAUGUACUUUUAAAUUCGUGUGGCAUAAACAAUGAUAGAAUAGUAAUGAAUCCAAUAACCCAUGACCUACCAAGAGAUUUAACUUUUUCUUAUAUGCUUUGUUAUAUUUCAAAAGAUAAAGUCAAUGAAAUGUUUAACUAUAAACUAAAUAAACCAUUACCAACAUUAGAACAAUUUAAAUCAUUAGAUGAUCUUUUAUUAAUUGAAGGUAAAAAAGAAAAAUUAGAGCAACAAAAAUUAGAGCAACAAAAAUUAGAAAAAAAAAGAUUAGAAAGAAUAAGAAUAAAACAAUUAAAACUAGAGUCCCAAAUACACCAAGAAAAAACAGACAAUAACGAAGUAGACCCUGAGCAAAAUGAAAGAAUGCUUUUCUCACAUUUAAGAAAUAUAAAAAAAUUACAUCAUCGACAACAAGAAGAACAAAUCGAAAAUGGUAUAACGGAAUUUGAACCGAAUAGUCUUAUGAUUACAAUUAAUGAUUUGCUUAAAAAGUAUGAUGAGGAUCUUGACUAUUCAGAUACAGAUACAGAAAAAGAAGACUAUACAAAAGAUGAUAUAUAUUUAUAUACACAAGACAAAAAACUAGAAAAUCAAAAUCAAAAUCAAAAUCAAAAUCAAAAUCAAAAUCAAAAUCAAAAUCAAAAUCAAAAUCAAAACCAACAAUCACAAAAUGACAAUAAUAAUAUGAAUAACAAUGAUAAUAUGAAUAAUGUAAAUAAUAAUAAUGAAGAAUUUUUAAAUAAAAUUGAUAACCUUACAAAUGCUAAUAAGAUUUUGGAAGAAAAAUGUGGAGUUUUAGAAGGAGUUAACCGAGAAAAAGCUUAUGUAGAGUCCCAGCUUAAAGACCAGGUUGCCAAGGUAGAUAGAUUAGAACAGCAAUUGUUAUUUGUAGAUGGUAUAGUUAAAACUCAAAUUGUAGAUAUUCAUAAAAAAUGGCAAGAAGAAUCCAAAAAAUACUUUGAAGAACUUCAAUGGCAUAUUAGAAAAUAUAACGAACUAUCCAAAGAAAAUGAGGAUCACAUUACUGAAAAGAAUCAAUUCUUUGAAGAGAAAAGGAAAUUAUUUGAAGAGAAAUCGCAAUUGAUUGACACAAGAAAUGAACUUUUAAAGGAAACUAAAGAAUUAAAACUACAGCUUCAAUCUCAAAAUCAAUCAAAGCUUUCAUCAACAUUGCAACUAACAAAUUCAACUCAUUUGGCUUUUGAUCAACUAAAAGUACAAUUAGAUAUCAGUGAGUCUCAAUUGGAACAGUAUGAUUAUUCUCAAGUUUUAGAGUUACAAAAAGAAAUAAACAAGCUUCAAGAAAGGGUUAGAAAAGAUUUAAAGAAUAAAAACAAAUGUAAUAUUUGUUUUGAAAAAGAAAAAGAAAUCGCCUUUUCUCCAUGUGGCCAUUUCUCAUCUUGCGAAAACUGUUGUAAAGAUUUAACAAUAUGUCCACUGUGUAGAGAAAAAAUUCAGCAAAAAAUCAAAAUUUUAUCAUAGAUGUAAAUUUUUUUUUUUAUUUUCCCAAUUUUGGUACCAGGAAUAUAAAAAAUAAAAAAAAAAAAACAAUAAAAUUAAUAAACUAUAAAAUUUAU